AGGGCCUAACUGACUUGAUCGAUUUCUCUUCGUCGACUCUCUCUUGCGCUAAUAACUUGAUCAAAACAAACAAAAUCAUUAUUCUUUUUGUUUCUAGAGCAAGAUGUAGUCGUCGUCUUCGCAUUUCAACCAAAAUAUCUUUGGAAAACUUAAUACACAUUCUGUGAUAUCAUAAAGAGAGGAUCGAUGAAGAGAACUCGAAAAUGUCAGUUAGGCCCAAAUGAAAAAUCAGUGUCGAUAUGUUGCCUUUUGUCGAUGUACAAUGCAACACUUGCAUUUUCUUCGGAAAGCAAGUUAUAAUAGGUGAUAAUUAAAGCCAGUCAAUCCAUUUUUAAGAAACAUCCACUCAGUCUGGUCAAGGAACUAAAAGCAAACAUGAACUCGUAUUACAAUAGUGAAAUGUGUUUUCUUUGCAACUCUAAACCCGUAAAUCACCAUUGGCCACCAAAUUCCGAAGCAGAUUCCAAAUCCAACAUCCAUCGCAUCAUUUGUAUGCAUUUUUGGUUUCAGGAGCACGAUCUACUAGAUGUCUUAGUCUGCGAGAUAUGCUGCGACAAGGUGAAUCAAUUCCAUCGUUUCUACCAGGAAGUGAGAGAACUUCACGACCGGUGGAAAAUCCAGGAACCACCGCCCCUUGUGGUUAUCAAACAGGAGCAGGAGCUUGACAUCGAGGACGAGUAUCCGAUCGAGGAGACUGAGGAGUAUGCGGUUACUGCCGAGGGCGUAAAACUGGAGGUUGCAGCUAUCGAAACCGAAGAAACCUCCGAAGAAACCGUUGACCAGAAGUCGGAGGAUCAAAAGUCGGGGGACCGAAAGGCGCACCGAUUUCGAAGGACGUUGAAAACACGCUCCCGAAAGGCAGAGGACGACGUCAUCCAAAGGCACACGAAGUACGCGUGCGAAGACUGCGACGGCCUCCAGUUCGACAGCUUCUGCACGGCCAUCCGGCACCGAAUUCGGUCGCACCGGCAGGCUUCGGUCAAGUGCUGCGGUCGACAGUACUCGACACGUGCCAAGCUGUACCGGCACGCGUUGAAUCCGGGGCCGUUCAAGUGCGAUCAGUGCACCAGGGUGUUUAAGUUUUUCACCGGUUACCUGCGCCACAAAAAAGACCAACACACGGACGAGAGCGAACUGAUCUUCAAGUGUCAACACUGUCCGGAAAGUUUCGCCCAAGAAGAGAAGCUGAAGCGCCAUCUGGAGGACAACCAUGAGCCGAAAAAGUGCGAUGCCUGUGGGAAGCAGUUCCGAAAUAGGAUUGGCUUGACCCGACAUACGGUAGCCGUCCACAGGGAUCCAAACAAUUACGUUUGCCAGAUUUGUUCUAAGGGCUUCUAUAGGCGGAAGGUGUUUAUGGAACACCAGAAGACGCACGAACUGACGCCGGACGAGUUGAAGGAACAGUGUAAGAUUUGUGGCAAGUGGCUGAAGAAUCAUUCUACGUGGCUGAAGCACGUGCAGUGGCAUCAAUACAAAGGCCAGCACCAUUGUGACCAGUGCGACUACGUGUCGGACAAUUUACUAUCCCUGAAGGCGCACAAGAGACGACGUCAUGGUACGGAGAAGAAAGAACAUCGCUGCGAGUUUUGCGGAAAGGCAUUUGCGUUGGCGUUAUCGUUGAAGGAACACGUGGCGAGUGCCCACACGGGAGAACCGCUGUACAAGUGCCAGUACUGUGAGAAUGAGUUCUUUUGCAAUUCUGCUAUGUACGCGCACCGGAAGAAGGAUCACCCGCGGGAGUGGUUGCAGAACCACGCAUCGCAAUCUAGACGUAAGGCCCGCCCUCCUGUUAUAGUAGAUGUAGAGGCCAGCCCUCCCUUCAAGCUUCCAAUGAGACCCAGUGAUUAAUAGAAAUUUCAGGUG
Messenger RNA from Aedes albopictus (Asian tiger mosquito), 1863 nucleotides. RefSeq names its product zinc finger protein 135. Gene Ontology annotation, molecular function: DNA-binding transcription factor activity; zinc ion binding; RNA polymerase II cis-regulatory region sequence-specific DNA binding. Gene Ontology annotation, cellular component: nucleus. Gene Ontology annotation, biological process: regulation of transcription by RNA polymerase II. The transcript is spliced from 3 exons. The record is from RefSeq and is a predicted model, not a curated record. The coding region runs from base 376 to 1848 and encodes 490 amino acids. Lineage: Eukaryota; Metazoa; Arthropoda; Insecta; Diptera; Culicidae.